GUCUAGAACUGAGUUCUGCUUAGCACUGCAGGGGAUACUUAUGAAAAAUGUGUUUCAGUGGGCGUACGAUAGCCGUAUGCAUUGUAAGGUGAGAUUCAAAACGGUGUGAGAAAUAAAUAUUGUAUCAAGCUUCGUAUCCCCCCACCCCAAUCUAGUCACUGGUUGGAGGUUUGAAUUAAUUAUUUUUGGCAACAUUUAGAGUAGAAAUCCUGGUUUUGGCAGCAUUCACUGCAGGGCAAGAGAGGUUCUGUUCUGAUAACGCAAAGGUAAAACAGCAUUGCCAGAGUGAGCAAUAGUAGCAUUUCACAGACUAUUGGCAGCAGUUGGAUAAUCAGGUUUCACCAGGGACACUACAGGCUCUUUUGUUACACACCCGGUGAAAAUAGUUCAAAGUUCAAUAGGCGUACCUGAACAGGCCUGUUUUCAGCUGUUCUAUACUGCUGAACCGCUCAGGACUCUUUUAGCAGCAGGACUGACACGAUUAUAAUGUUUGCAUAUGUUCUGUAUACCGCUCUUGCGGGUUUGGCAAUUUUGCCAUUGUUGCUUUAUUUUAAAAACCCUUAUUUUUUGAAAGAUUUAAGUUACGCAAUUACUGCAAUUCAAAUUGGCAUGAAGCUGAAUAAAUUCAGCAAACAGAAACCGCUUUACAGUAUAUUGGAUUGUUUUCUGGACAAGGCGGCAAGGCAGCCACAUAAACCGUUUUUACUGUUCGAGGAAAGCUCCUACACUUACAGCCAAGCUGACAAGGAAAGCAACAGAGUUGCCAGGGCUUUGUCCAUGCAUGCUCACCUGAAGGAGGGCGAUACGGUGGCCCUAUUCCUGGGCAAUGAGCCACAGUUUGUAUGGAUGUGGCUUGCACUGGCCAAGUUGGGAUGCGUAGCUUCUCUGCUGAACUACAACAUAAGAUCCAAGUCUUUGCUGCACUGCUUCUCCUGCUGUGAAGCCAAAGUCCUGGUUGCUGGUGCUGACUUGCGAGGGGCUGUGGAGGAGGUGUUGCCCACGCUGAUUCAGCAGGGCGUCCGUGUCUUCAUCCUCAGUGAAGACUGUGAUGUGGAGGGCAUUGAAAGCCUCUCUGAUAAGAUUCAGCAGGCCUCAGACCAGCCUCUGUCACCUCAGCUGAGGGCCAACGUCACCAUUAAGAGUCCUGCACUGUACAUCUACACCUCAGGAACCACAGGACUUCCUAAGGCAGCUGUAAUUAACCAUGAGAGGCUGUGGAUGGCCUCUUUUCUUCAGUCUGUUGCUGGCACCCGCUCAGACGAUAUCAUCUACGUAUACCUGCCUCUUUACCACAGUGCUGGCUUUCUGAUGGGGCUUUGUGGAGCCAUAGAGAAAGGUAUCACUGUCGUUUUAAGACGUAAAUUCUCUGCUUCCCACUUCUGGAAUGACUGUAGAAAGUACAAUGUGACUGUCAUUCAGUACAUAGGAGAAAUUAUGCGCUACCUCUGCAACACACCGCAGAGAGACAAUGAGAAAGAUCAUAAAGUCCGACUGGCUGUGGGGAACGGGAUUAGACCUGACGCCUGGGCUGAUUUCCUGAAGCGAUUUGGAGACAUUCAAAUCUGUGAAUGCUAUGGAGCAACAGAAGGAAAUGUUGGCUUUGUCAACUAUGUUGGCAAAGUUGGAGCUAUUGGCAAGGAGCAUUUUCUCCAUAAGAUGGGAUGCCCGUAUGCCCUCAUAAGAUAUGACACAGAGAAAGAGGAGCCAGUCAGAGACUCCAGAGGAUUUUGUAUUGAAGUGCCCAGAGGAGAGACGGGGUUGCUGGUGGCAAAGAUCGGAACAAGAACACCAUUCAGUGGCUACGCCAAGAACAAGCAGCAAACGGAUAAGAAGAAGCUGACUGACGUGUUUGUGAAGGGAGACGUCUACUUUAACAGUGGUGACCUCCUAAAGAUAGACAAUGAGGGAUUUGUCUACUUUCAGGACCGCAUUGGAGACACUUUCAGGUGGAAAGGAGAAAACGUGGCGACCACAGAGGUGGCCGAUCAUUUGCUCAUGGUUGACUGCAUCGAGGAGGCUAAUGUCUAUGGUGUGAAGGUACCAGGACACGAGGGAAGAAUUGGAAUGGCAGCGCUCAAGCUGAAAGAAAACAUGGACUUUGACGACAAAGCCACAUAUCAGCAUGUCAAAAACCACCUCCCCAGCUAUGCGAGGCCACGCUUCAUUCGCAUACAGAGUGCACUGGUAGUUACUGGGACGUUUAAACAAAUGAAGAUGAAGCUGGCAGAGGAGGGAUUCAACCCUGCUGUCAUCAGCGACCCUUUGUUCUACCUGGAGGACAACAAGGGCUACGUACCCAUGACUCAGGAGAUAUUCAACUCCAUCGCAGAGGGAAGAGUCAGGCUCUGAACGAGUUCACUGUUUAUCAUUGGAUUGUCAACCUCAAGUAGUACAUUUGAUUUUUUUUUUUUUUGUCAUUUUUUAGAUGACACAAAAGGGCCAAAUAAUGAUGAAUAACCUGCACAUUACAUGAGCUAUUUAAUCUUCUGUGGGGAAUAUUGUAUACUGAAAUAUAUUAGGGGGAUGUAAUUUUGUUUUACAUGCUUUUUUUAGUUGUAAAGAUUUGUUUUAUUGAAAGAUGCUGAAGUUAUAAUGCAAUUGCAGUACUUAAAAUGUAGAAACAUUUCUGUUUAUGCAUGAGGAGAUAGAGUUAAAAGGCAGGAAGAGCAAAGAUACACAAAUGUAUACAGGUACACACAAAUAUACUUGUA
Scatophagus argus is the source of this 2711-nucleotide messenger RNA. RefSeq names its product very long-chain acyl-CoA synthetase-like. Lineage: Eukaryota; Metazoa; Chordata; Actinopteri; Scatophagidae. Bases 487 to 2349 code for a protein of 620 amino acids. Gene Ontology annotation, molecular function: long-chain fatty acid transmembrane transporter activity; long-chain fatty acid-CoA ligase activity. The record is from RefSeq and is a predicted model, not a curated record. The transcript is spliced from 10 exons.